AUGACCAACGCCAAGUGCGUGCAGUUUUGUUACGGAAAGGGCUUUCCGUAUGCGGGAACUGAGUAUAAUACCGAGUGCUACUGCGGCGACACACUGGCGACAGGCGGCGUCAAGGUCGCGGAAAGUGACUGCAGCACACCAUGUGGCGGAGACGCGACGCAGCCCUGCGGCGGACCAAGCCGUCUCACCCUGUAUUUCACUACCGCCAUCCAAGGGCCGGUGGUGAACCCUGGGGUUGAUGGAUGGGCUUCGAUCGGCUGCUAUUCUGAGGGCACGACAGGCCGUACACUCACGCAGGGAAUUGGAACCAUCCCCAAUGCCCAGAUGACGGUAGCCAAGUGCACGGCAGCUUGCAAGGCUGCCUCUUACACUUUUGCGGGCGUUGAAUAUGCUGGCGAGUGCUACUGCGGCAACAAAAUCUCCAAUGGAGGUCAGCCCGCAGCCAGCGGCUGCAACAUGCCCUGCAAUGGCAACAGCUCGGAGUACUGCGGCGGUCCGGGCCGCUUGAACGUCUAUCAGAUCCCCACGAGCACCCCUACGGGCGGUACCGGGACAGCCACGCCGACGCCAACUCCGUCCAACUGUCCCGGCCAGCCGGCGACGGUUGGCAGUUGGACAUCGUACGGCUGCUACACGGAGGCUACUAAUAUGCGGGCUCUCUCAGCCAAGACCACGGCGAGCGACGACAUGACGCUUGAGACGUGCGCCACCUUCUGCGCCGGCUACUCGUAUUUCGGCGUGGAGUACUCCCGUGAAUGCUACUGCGGCAACAAACUCAAUGCGGGUGCCACGCAGCGCCCGGGCUCAGAGUGCAGCAUGAUCUGCUCGGGUUCCAGCUGCGAGUACUGUGGGGCAGGCAACCGCUUGUCCGUCUACACCCUGGGGGGUGGUGUCGAUCCCAGCAACACGACUCCUGGUGUUCCUUCUUCCACCGCGACAGGGGGUCCCCAGCCGACUGGCCUCCCGGAGGGUUGGCAGUCAUAUGGCUGCUGGGUUGACGGGGUCAACGGCCGUAUUCUUAACUACCAGGCCCCCGAUAACCCAGACCUGACUGUCCCGUCCUGCGCAAAGACUUGUGCUGACCAGGGCUACACCAUCGCGGGUGCGGAGUAUCACACGCAGUGCUUCUGCGGCAAGCAGAUCGUCAACGGCGGCGUCAAGGCUACCUCUGAUACCGAGUGCAACACUCCCUGUGGCGGUGACAGCACGCAGAACUGCGGCGGACCAGGCAGGAUGAGCAUCAUUUCGAAGGGCCCGCCCCAGGUCCUUCAACCUCCGGCUCCUAUCCCCAACGUCGGUAGCUGGACGUACAAGGGCUGCUAUGAGGACAAUGUCAACCAAAAGCGCACCUUCUUCUGGCAAAACUUCUUCCAGGACAACAUGACACCCCAGGCCUGCCUCGACCUCUGUGGCAACUUUGGAUACAUGGCUGCGGGCAUGGAGUACGGCAAGGAGUGCUACUGCGGUGACCCGGCUAACAUCCAGACCGCCGGUGCCGCCAAGGUUGAUGAGAAGGAGUGCGGCGUGCCCUGCUCUGGCAACGCAUCGGCUAUCUGCGGUGGCGGAAGCCGUCUCACUACCUACUUCUGGGAGGGCGACCCAUUUUACCAGUGGUCGUUCCCGGAGAAGGGCACAGCGGAAGCCGGGUCGUACGACUUCCUCAUCGGCGGCGUCUGCAUCCCCCUCAUGACAUCGCAAGCCGUCAACGGAAAGGUUACCUUCCUGGAGAAAUGGGGUACUGGCCCGCCAAACUCGACCGGCGCCUACGAGCUAGACCUCUCGCUGCUCAACGAUUUCACCGCCGCCUGGCGUCCCAUGCAUGUCAAGACGGACAUCUUUUGCGCGGGCGGCGUGACCCUGCCCGACAAGGCUGGCCGGCAGCUCACCGUCGGCGGGUGGUCAGGCGAUUCGACUUAUGGUGUCCGGCUGUACACUCCAGAUGGCUCUCCUGGUGUCCCAGGCAAAAACGACUGGCAGGAGAACGUCAACGUGCUCAAGCUCCAAGAUGGUCGAUGGUAUCCGUCCACGAUGAACAUGGCCAACGGCUCCAUUCUUGUUAUUGGCGGCGAGGAAGGCUCCAACGGCGCUCCCGUGCCCACGCUGGAAAUCCUGCCUUCGACCGGCACGAAGCCAUUGUACAUGGACUGGCUCCAGAGGACCGACCCGAACAACCUGUACCCCUUUGUCUGUGUUCUCCCAUCAGGCGGCAUCUUCGUUGCUUACUGGAACGAGGCUCGCAUCCUGGACGAGAACACCUUUGCAACGAUCAAGACAUUGCCGAACAUUCCUGGCGCCGUCAAUGACCCCAAGGGCGGUCGCACGUACCCUCUUGAGGGCACUGCCGUCUUGUUACCCCAGCAUGCUCCGUACAGUGACCCUCUUGGAGUUCUAAUCUGCGGUGGCUCGACAGAAGGCCCGGCUAACGCACUCGACAACUGCGUCAGCAUUUACCCGGAUUCCGCGAACCCCAAGUGGACAUUGGAGCGUAUGCCCUCACAACGUGUCAUGUCAUGCAUAGCACCUCUACCCGAUGGCACCUACAUCAUCCUCAAUGGUGCCCAGCAUGGUGUCGCGGGCUUUGGCCUUGGCUCCAACCCCAACCUCAACGCCCUGCACUACGACCCGACAAAACCCAUCGGGCAACGCAUCACCAUCAUGGCCAACACCACGGUGGCUCGCCUCUACCACUCCGAGGCCAUCACCCUCCUCGACGGCCGCGUUCUGGUGUCUGGCUCCGACCCCCAGGAUGGCGUGAACCCUCAGGAAUACCGAGUCGAGACGUUUACGCCCCCUUACUUGCUCAGGAACAAGCCUCGCCCGACUUUCAAGGUGUCCAACACUGACUGGUCGUACGGCCAGAAGGUGACGUUCACGUUGGGUGCCGCUGCUCGCAACGGCGCCAUCACUGCAUCGUUGCUCGGCUCCGUCUCGAGCACUCACGGAAACUCGAUGGGUGCGCGAACGCUCUUCCCGGAUAUGUCGUGUACCGGUACGGCCUGCACGGUGACGGCACCACCGGGCAAGUACAUUGCUCCUCCCGGCUGGUACCAAUUCUUCGUCCUGGACGGAGGCAUUCCUGCCGUCGGCGUCUUUGUCCGAAUCGGUGGUGACCCAGCACAAGUAGGCAACUGGCCCAAGGGUGACGGCUUCACCACUCCAGGCGUCUGA
Purpureocillium lilacinum is the source of this 3168-nucleotide messenger RNA. RefSeq lists its product as uncharacterized. NCBI's taxonomy places the organism in Eukaryota, Fungi, Ascomycota, Sordariomycetes, Hypocreales, Ophiocordycipitaceae. The record is from RefSeq and is a predicted model, not a curated record.